Molecule: messenger RNA, 1369 nt
Organism: Stylophora pistillata
Lineage: Eukaryota; Metazoa; Cnidaria; Anthozoa; Scleractinia; Pocilloporidae
Product: protein disulfide-isomerase 1
Biological process (GO): protein folding
Cellular component (GO): endoplasmic reticulum
Molecular function (GO): protein disulfide isomerase activity
Source: RefSeq, a predicted model, not a curated record
UCAUUAAACAGAAGUGCGACUUAGUUUAAGACUAUUGGUCCAAUUCUAGACAACGAAUAGACUGAAAGACUUGAUAUCUCAUUUUCUCUGCCACAUCGUCACAGUAUCUGAGAAAAAAGGUAACAGCUGUGUUACAGGAUUUAUACAUUGAAAAAUUCUCCGUUCCAAACGGCCACAGCAGUAUUCCACUGAAGAAACUCGUCGACUAAAAAUCAUUUCAUCAGAAAAUGUACAUGCGCCUUAACCUUCUCGCAAUCGUCUUCUUGAACACUGUGCUAACUUCAGCAAAGAAGGAUUCAUCUGUCAAGGAACUCACUCUUGCUAAUUUUGACCGAUUCGUUGAUGGGAAAAAAUUUGCGUUCGUGUUUUUCUACGCUCCUUGGCACGAGCAAUGCGUGAGGCUGUUAGAACGGUAUGAAGAGGUCGGAGAUACAUUUUCAAGCCGUGCGGAUGAUGUGGUUAUCGCUAAAGUCAAUGCUUAUGAAGAAAUUAAACUGGCUACGCGGUAUUGGGUGGACGACUACCCUGCGUUUCGUUACUUCAUAAAAGGAAGCAUCACUGAAGAAACUUACAAUAAUGGUAAUCUUCCUGCUGAUAUGAUCCGUUUUAUACGGUCCAAAUCCGUACUUCACCUCAACAUAGACAUCUUCCACACGCCAGUCAUUGAUCUGAGCUCUACAAAUUUUGAACGAAUCGUCAAGGAUAGGGCGCGGAGCAUCCUGGUCCUUUACUACAACGGCAACUGUGACCUGUGUAAGACUUUACAAAACACGAUUCACGAUGUUGGCGUCACGUUUAGAAACGAACCCAAGUGUCUCAUUGGCCGACUUGAUUGCGACGCGGAGCCUCAGAUUUGUGUGCAGCAAACAAUUCCGCAUUACCCGACUUUCAAGGUAUAUUCCCAACACAACAAGGACGGAGUCAUAUACGAGCCUGGAACCUACCAAGAAAGCUACAGCGAGAAAAAUAUUACUUCGUUUAUGAAUGCCUUGUGUGGAACUCAAAGGAGACUGAAAGGACGACUGAACGAAAAGGCUGGCCUCCUGGAUGACUUCAACGAAAUAGCCGUGCAGUUUAUGAAAGACUACAAAAGGCGAGAAGAAAUAUUAAAAGAAGCCAAAAUGAAAGCCCUCAGGCACAAGUUCCAAACCGAGGCUAACUUUUACAUGUCUGUAAUGACUCGCGUGAUGAGUUACGGCGCAAGUAUAAUAAGCGAGGAAAUUGAUCGAUUGGAACGCUUGAUCGCCGGUCCAUUGCACCCUAAUAAGGCAGAUGAAUUCGAGAAACGCAAAAAUAUUCUGAAGCAGUUCCAGGUUUUGCAUUUCGAAAGAGACGAGUUAUAACUUUUUUGUGAUUCUUUACGCUGCUU